CUUUCUCGCCCAAAGGAGGAGGAGCUGGUGGUGCCCCUUGUGCCGCAGCCAGACCCCAUGAGAAGCCGCGCUUGAGACCCUCCGGUGGCUGAUCUGGUGGCGGCAGAAAUGAACGAAAGCGUUGCCUUGAACGAAAGCAGGGCCCCUGCACCCUGGAUUCAAAGCAGCCAUGGCAAUUCUUCUCUGGAGCUUUCCUCCAGGCUCCCCAUCUUUCUCAUCAACCCUUGGGAUAUUAUGCUCUGCAUCUCUGGGACCAUCAUUGCCUGUGAAAAUGCCAUCGUUGUGGCCAUUAUAUUCUACACACCAAACCUGAGGACCCCAAUGUUUGUGCUGAUUGGGAGCUUGGCCACCGCAGACUUACUGGCUGGAGUGGGACUAAUCCUCAAUUUUGUUUUCCAGUAUGUGAUCCAGUCAGAAACCAUCAGCCUUAUUACCGUCGGCUUCCUAGUUGCCUCUUUCACAGCCUCUGUGAGUAGCUUGUUAGCUAUCACAGUCGAUCGGUACCUUUCCUUAUACAAUGCACUGACUUACUACUCUGAGAGGACUGUUCUCUGCAUUCAUAUGAUGCUGAUAAUCACUUGGGGGGUUUCCCUAUGCUUAGGAUUGCUGCCUGUCUUAGGCUGGAACUGUCUGGAAGAUUAUUCAUCAUGCAGUAUUGUCAGACCUUUGACCAAAAGUAACGUGACUUUGCUGUCCGCCUCCUUCUUUUUCAUCUUCAUCCUCAUGCUCCACCUGUACAUUAAAAUCUGCAAAAUUGUUUGCAGGCAUGCACACCAGAUAGCACUCCAGCAGCAUUUCCUGACUGCUUCUCACUAUGUAGCGACCAAAAAGGGAGUUUCUACUCUUGCUAUUAUCCUUGGGACCUUUGGAGCCAGUUGGUUACCUUUUGCCAUCUACUGUGUAGUUGGAGACUCUCAGUAUCCGGCUGUGUACACUUAUGCCACACUUCUACCUGCCACCUACAACUCCAUGAUCAAUCCUAUCAUUUAUGCCUACAGGAACCAAGAAAUCCAGCGGUCCAUGUGGGUUCUCUUUUGCGGCUGCUUUCAGGCUAAAGUGGCCUUUCGUUCAAGAUCUCCCAGCGAUGUCUGAGUGACUUCAUUCUCUGUGUAUUUUUGCAAAAAGUGACAAUCUCCAACUUUUUGUGAAUUACAGUGCCUGGUAUGAACCAGAUCCAUGUUGUGAAAUUGUUUUGUGGGGGAAUGUUUAAACUGUAGCACUUUAUAUGUAUGUGUAUUCUUGAGAAAGUGAAAGGUAUGGAGCUUUUGGUUGUGUGAACUUAAGCAUAACAAACAAAACCAAAACCAAUAUGGUUGUCCACAAGACUGUGCAUCACAUUUGUCAAGUGGAGGCAUUCCAAGACUACAUAAUUAUAGCACUUUAUUUUUAGCUGCUGAGCUGCCAAACCAGUAUUGCCAUUUUUUAAAAGGACAGAAAGAGAGUGAAAGGAAGUGAAAUGUCUGGUUACUUUGGGAUGCGAGUGAUAAUAUAUU
Sceloporus undulatus (fence lizard) is the source of this 1493-nucleotide messenger RNA. It is a transcript of the gene GPR6, whose product is annotated as G protein-coupled receptor 6. NCBI's taxonomy places the organism in Eukaryota, Metazoa, Chordata, Lepidosauria, Squamata, Phrynosomatidae. The transcript is spliced from 2 exons. Gene Ontology annotation, molecular function: sphingosine-1-phosphate receptor activity. Gene Ontology annotation, biological process: G protein-coupled receptor signaling pathway. The record is from RefSeq and is a predicted model, not a curated record. Gene Ontology annotation, cellular component: membrane. The coding region runs from base 109 to 1092 and encodes 327 amino acids.